AUGAAGCUGUUAAUUCCUAUAGCGGUUCUUAUAGUUUUGGUGAAUGCUGCUCCUCACGUUGAAAAUGACAGAGAUUAUGGAAUUAGGGAUAAAGUUCAAACAAAAUUAGACGAAUACUUACAAUUCGCUAAAAACAAGAUUAAAGAAUUUGGUGAUACAAUUGGCCUUGGCGAUACUAAAAACCCCGAGGAGGUUUCGUCUGAAGUACCCGAUUCACCAGAAAAUCCAGAUCCAGUGCUGAUCAUAAAUAGCGGAAAAACCAAAUUAUUUCUUUGGGAUCUUCCAAAGCUAUCGGAAAGUGAAAGUUCCGAAUUUUCCACUACGAAAUCCGACAAAGGGAGUACUUUAGCACCAGAAGAACCAGAAAACAAAGUUGACGUUAACAAAUCUACAGAGACAAGUUCGACUAUUACGGAAGCUCCAGCUGCAACAAUUUCCACUACAGCACAGACAUCCUCUGAAGAAUCCAGUAAGGAACCUACAGCGUAUCCAAACGAUUCCAUUAUAGUGGGAGCACUAAAAUCUUCUGAAAAAUCCGAUGAGACAUCUGCAUUACAGCCAAAUAAUUCGGAAUCAGCUGAAAUCGUAAAUGACGAAAUUUCGACAGACCAAUCUACACAAUCAACUUCUUCAACUACCGAACCAUCUACAUCUUCAAAAACCCAGGAACCUUUAUUAAUAGACGACGAGAAAAAGACUCAAUCAACAGAAGAACCAAAAUACACAUCUACAGAGGCAAGUGCGAUAGUUACGGACGCUUCCUCUACAACAACUUCCACUACACCAGAGACUUCUUCUACUUUUGCAGCUUCUACGAACGUACCCUCUACAAAUGUGGGACCUUCAUACCCAUCUAGUUCUUCACAGCCUCCUAAUACAGACCAAAAACCCAGUAAGCAAUCUAAGAAGAAACCUUCAAAUCGAAAUCCAUUCCUUCAUUUUGAAAAGUCUAGGUCGCCAAGUAAAAAAGUACCACUUGUUGUACCCCCAGCAGUUACUUCAAAACCUGUACUUAAUUCUAACAUAGAAGCAGCUUCUACAACUGCAGGAGAAGGAUCGUUUGAUAAACCUAAUGAAGUCGGUUCGAAAUCGAAAGAACAUUCAUCUGAAACAAUUUCGAAUGAAAAUAUUGAGCCAUCUCAAAUUGAAGAACCUAUUGAUACAUCUAAUGAGGUCGAUUCCAAAUCCAAAGAACCUUCAUCUGAAACAGAAGAACCUGUUGAAACAUCUAAUGAAGCCGGUUCGAAAUCCAAAGAACCUUCAUCUGAAACAAUUUCAAAUGAAAAUAUUGAGCCAUCUGAAACAGAAGAACCUGUUGAAACAUCUAAUGAAGUCGGUUCGAAAUCCAAAGAACCUUCAUCUGAAAUAGUUUCGAAUGAAAAUAUUGAGCCAUCUGAAACACAAGAACCUGUUGAAACAUCCAAUGAAGUCGGUUCGAAUUCCAAAGAACCGUCAUCUGAAACAAUUUCGAAUGAAAAUAUUGAGCCAUCUGAAACAGAAGAAUCUGUUGAAACAUCUAAUGAAUUCGGUUCGAAAUCCAAAGAACCUUCAUCUGAAAUAGUUUCGAAUGAAAAUAUUGAGCCAUUUGAAACACAAGAACCUGUUGAGAAAUCUAAAGAAGCCGGUUCGAAAUCCAAAGAACCUUCAUCUGAAAUAGUUUCGAAGGAAAAUAUUGAGCCAUCUGAAACAGAAGAACCUGUUGAGAAAUCUAAGGAAGUCGGUUCGAAAUCCAAAGAAACCUCAUCUGAAACAAUUUCGAAUGAAAAUAUUGAGCCAUCUGAAACAGAAGGACCUGUUGCAACAUCUAAUGAAGUCGGUUCGAAAUCCAAAGAACCUUCAUCUGAAAUACUUUCGAAUGAAAAUAUUGAACCAUCUGAAACACAAGAACCUGUUGAAACAUCUAAUGAAUUUGGUUCGAAAUCCAAAGAACCUUCAUCUGAAAUAGUUUCUAAUGAAAAUACUGAGCCAUCUGAAACACAAGAACCUGUUGAAACAUCUAAUGAAGUCGGUUCGAAAUCCAAAGAGCCUUCAUCUGAAACAGUUUCGAAUGAAAAUAUCGAGCCAUCUGAAACACAAGAACCUGUUGAAACAUCUAAUGAAGUCGGUUCGAAAUCCAAAGAACCUUCAUCUGGAAUAGUUUCGAAUGAAAAUAUUGAGCCAUCUGAAACAGAAGAACCUGUUGAAACAUCUAAUGAAGUCGGUUCGAAAUCGAAAGAACAUUCCGCUGAAACAAUUUCGAAUGAAAAUAUUGAGCCAUCUGAAACAGAAGAACCUGUUGAGAAAUCUAAUGAAGACGGUUCGAAAUCCAAAGAACCUUCAUCUGAAACAAUUUCGAAUGAAAAUAUUGAGCCAUCUGAAACAGAAGAACCUGUUAAGAAAUCUAAUGAAGACGGUUCGAAAUCCAAAGAACCUUCAUCUGAAACAAUUUCGAAUGAAAAUAUUGAGCCAUCUGAAACAGAAGAACCUGUUGAGAAAUCUAAUGAAGUCGGUUCGAAAUCCAAAGAAACCUCAUCUGAAACAAUUUCGAAUGAAAAUAUUGAGCCAUCUGAAACAGAAGGACCUGUUGAAACAUCUAAUGAAGUCGGUUCGAAAUCCAAAAAACCGUCAUCUGAAACAAUUUCGAAUGAAAAUAUUGAGCCAUCUGAAACAAAAGAACCUGUUGAAACAUCUAAUGAAGUCGGCUCGAAAUCCAAAGAACCUUCAUCUGAAAUAGUUUCGAAUGAAAAUAUUGACCCAUCUGAAACACAAGAACCUGUUGAAACAUCUAAUGAAGUCGGUUUGAAAUCCAAAGAACCUUCAUCUGAAACUAUUUCGAAUGAAAAUAUUAACCCAUCUGAAACACAAGAACCUGUUGAAACAUCUAAUGAAGUCGGUUCGAAAUCCAAAGAACCUUCAUCUGUAACAAUUUCGAAUGUAAAUAUUGAGCCAUCUGAAACAGAAGAACCUGUUGAGAAAUCUAAUGAAGUCGGUUCGAAAUCGGAAGAACAUUCAUCUGAAAGAAUUUCAAAUGAAAAUAUUGAGCCAUCUGAAACAGAAGAACCUGUUGCGAAAUCUAAUGAAGUCGGUUCGAAAUCGAAAGAACAUUCAUCUGAAACAAUUUCGAAUGAAAAUAUUGAGCCAUCUGAAACAGAAGAACCUGUUGAGAAAUCUAAUGAAGACGGUUCGACAGCCAAAGAACCUUCAUCUGAAAUAGUUGCGAAUGAAAAUAUUGAGCCAUCUGAAACACAAGAACCUGUUGAGAAAUCUAAUGAAGUCGGUUCGAAAUCCAAAGAAGCUUCAUCUGAAAUAGUUUCGAAUGAAAAUAUUGACCCAUCUGAAACACAAGAACCUGUUGAAACAUCUAAUGAAGUCGGUUCGAAAUCCAAAGAACCUUCAUCUGAAACAAUUUCGAAUGAAAAUAUUGAGCCAUCUGAAACAGAAGAACCUGUUGAAACAUCUAAUGAAGUCGGUUCGAAAUCGAAAGAACCUUCAUCUGAAACAAUUUCGAAUGAAAAUAUUGAGCCAUCUGAAACAGAAGAACCUGUUGAAACAUCUAAUGAAGUCGGUUCGAAAUCCAAAGAACCUUCAUCUGUAACAAUUUCGAAUGAAAAUAUUGAGCCAUCUGAAACAGAAGAACCUGUUGAGAAAUCUAAUGAAGUCGGUUCGAAAUCGGAAGAACAUUCAUCUGAAAGAAUUUCAAAUGAAAAUAUUGAGCCAUCUGAAACAGAAGAACCUGUUGAGAAAUCUAAUGAAGACGGUUCGAAAGCCAAAGAACCUUCAUCUGAAAUAGUUGCGAAUGAAAAUAUUGAGCCAUCUGAAACACAAGAACCUGUUGAGAAAUCUAAUGAAGUCGGUUCGAAAUCCAAAGAAGCUUCAUCUGAAACAAUUUCGAAUGAAAAUAUUGAGCCAUCUGAAACAGAAGAACCUGUUGAGAAAUCUAAUGAAGACGGUUCGAAAUCCAAAGAACCUUCAUCUGAAACAAUUUCGAAUGAAAAUAUUGAGCCAUCUGAAACAGAAGAACCUGUUGAGAAAUCUAAUGAAGUCGGUUCGAAAUCCAAAGAACCUUCACUUGAAACAAAUUCGAAUGAAAAUAUUGAGCCAUCUGAAACACAAGAACCUGCUGAAACAUCUAAUGAAGUCGGUUCGAAAUCCAAAGAACCUUCAUUAGUAGAACAACCAACAACCAACCAAAUAUCUGAAGAAGACAGUACCAGUGGCACCGAUAGUAAUUCUUCGGAAGCAAGAGAAACAUAUGACGAGGAGUUCGUAUCAGAAUUGAGCAACCUAUUUUCGAAAAAGAUUAAUGUCACACCGUAUAACUCGUUCGUUGUAGUUGCUUCCGUUGUCGAUAGUCGUACCUCCACACAAGAGACUCUAGAAUUGAAAUUUGAUGGACAAACGACUUCCACUCGCGUGUUUACCUCACCUGGCGUUACAGCAUGUCUGUGUGAACCAAAUUAA
This is a messenger RNA of Zophobas morio, 4440 nucleotides long. Its product is annotated as serine-rich adhesin for platelets-like. NCBI's taxonomy places the organism in Eukaryota, Metazoa, Arthropoda, Insecta, Coleoptera, Tenebrionidae. The record is from RefSeq and is a predicted model, not a curated record. The transcript has 2 exons. Bases 1 to 4440 code for a protein of 1479 amino acids.